GCGGCGGGGGUCCUGGGGGUCGUGAUGGUCCUGGUUCUAGUCAUCCUCAUCCCGGUUCUGGUCAACUCAGCGGGGACGGCGGCGCACUAUGAGAUGCUCGGCACCUGCAGGAUGGUGUGCGACCCGUACGGAACCAAACCCCCCACCAGCACUGCCUCGUCGGACCCGGCCCGAGACAACGGUCUCGUGCAGUCUUUACCCACUUUUAUCCAAGGUCCAAAAGGGGAACCGGGUCGUCCGGGUAAGGCAGGACCGAGGGGACCUCCCGGUGAGCCGGGGCAUCCCGGUCCAGCGGGGCCAUCUGGAGACCGAGGGGAGCCGGGCAGACCCGGGUUACCGGGACCUCCGGGGUCCGGGGGAGCUGCAGGGGCGAUCAGCGCGGCCACCUACAGCACCGUGCCAAAGAUCGCCUUUUACGCAGGGCUCAAAAAGCAGCACGAGGGCUACGAAGUGCUCAAGUUUGACGACGUGGUGACCAACCUGGGAAACCAUUACGACCCCAACGCGGGGAAGUUCACAUGCUCCAUCCCCGGGAUUUAUUUCUUCACUUACCACGUCCUGAUGCGCGGAGGAGACGGAACCAGCAUGUGGGCAGAUCUGUGCAAAAACAACCAGGUGCGUGCCAGUGCCAUCGCCCAGGAUGCGGACCAGAACUAUGACUAUGCCAGUAACAGCGCCGUGCUGCACCUGGAGCCAGGAGACGAGGUGUACAUCAAACUCGACGGGGGCAAAGCUCACGGAGGAAACAACAACAAGUACAGCACCUUCUCUGGGUUCAUCAUCUACGCUGACUAGACGCAACGACACGCUCUGACCUCAGAUAAUGCAGACCGCGUGGCCAAGUCCUUCACCGAAUCUUCCUCAGACUUCCUCUUUAAAAUGUGGACUAACCAGUAUACUUUCGCCGUCAUCACCUGCAUAUUAUUUCAUUUUGACAACAUCACUGUCCGAGUGACUUCGGACAAACGCAUUAAUGAAACGAUCGGAUUAUCAAAGUGUGGAAUGCUGUCACAUGGGGAGGAGUGCACGAAGCAUCAGUUAGCUGUAGCUUAUGAUGAGGUGAUGGUCUUACAUUAGGU
Messenger RNA from Trematomus bernacchii (emerald rockcod), 1079 nucleotides. RefSeq names its product complement component 1, q subcomponent-like 3a (gene c1ql3a). Bases 25 to 795 code for a protein of 256 amino acids. Gene Ontology annotation, molecular function: protein binding. The record is from RefSeq and is a predicted model, not a curated record. The transcript has 2 exons. NCBI's taxonomy places the organism in Eukaryota, Metazoa, Chordata, Actinopteri, Perciformes, Nototheniidae.